AUGUGGGUCGUGGUCCGUCGCAGUGAUUAUUUUGGGCCCUCGGUUGGCCCCUCAGAAAUCGGGUCCUCCACAUCUUCGCCGCCAUGCAUCUUCCUAUAUCAAAGAACAGAGCAGGCCUCUAUUGAAAUUGUGAACUACCCCAAAGAGUCUAAUUGUGAUGUUGAUCUUGGACUUUUAAGAUCUCUGGAAUACAACGGGACUAUAGAUUAUGCGCGAUGGAAUAUCGAAGUCAUGCAGUCGAAGGAAUUUACGGAAUUCUCCGAACGAAUGGACAUCCAACCACCCACAUUUAAUCCUAUUCGACUGGAUACAAAAGAAGACGUCGAGAGGUUAGACCAGGCUCUAUGUUCUCCGCCGAUCACCAUCCAAGCACCCCCACUUAAACCACCUGUCGAUGCCUCCCACAUAAUUUUCGGUGUCGCAACCACGAUCGAACGAUUAGACAGCUCUUUAGAUGCCUUUUCUCGCUGGGCAAGCGGUACGAAAGCCCGGAUUGUCUCGAUCGUUGAACCCGAUGAGUUUCAAAAUGCAACCGAGGUCCUACAACAUGCGGAACAACUGGAUAUUCGUCUUCAUAUCAUUGAGAGCGAGGAGGAGUUUUUGGAUCGAUAUUACAUGCUCACGAGGACUUUGUUGGAAUUGCAUGACGAUACCACGCAAUGGGCUGUGAUCAUCGAUGACGAUACAUUCUUUCCCUCUAUGGAGGGACUCGUCAAUGACCUCACUUCAUACGAUCAUACAAAACCAUAUUACAUCGGAGCACCUACUGAAAGCCUACAGCAAAUGGCCUCGUUCACAUUUAUGGCGUACGGUGGUGCAGGCGUCUUUCUAUCUAUCCCUCUCCUGAAAGAGAUUGAUGUCCACUACGAUGAUUGCUAUGAUAACAAAGACACUGGUGAUAAACGUGUUGCCUGGUGUGUUUAUACAUACACAACCACCAAGCUUACAUGGGACCGACGCCUUUUCCAACUUGAUCUCACAAAUGAUGGGUCGGGCUUUUACGAGUCCGGACGCCCCCUUCCAUUGUCGGUGCAUCACUGGAAAUCUCCCGAUUGGUACCCAGUCGACAUAGUCAACAUGAGCAAAAUUUCCGAUAUCUGCGGCGACGAAUGUCAACUUCGACGAUGGAAGCUAACCGACGAAUGGUUUCUCAUCAACGGAUUCUCUUUGGUCAAAUAUUCAUCUCCGAUGUCGCCGGAAGAUCUGGCUAGUAUAGAACAAACGUGGGAAUAUUACCGGUGGACAGAAGAUGAUCAGUACGGGUUUAGCAUUGGGCCUUUAAGACCGCGGGACAACAAAAAAUUGACGUAUCAACUUAUUGGAGCUGUUUCGGAGAAAAAUCGAGUCCGGCAAAUAUACGCCCGUGAGCCGGAUUGGGGGAACGAUUUGGAAAAUCCGCAGGUGCUGGAGAUAGUUUGGACGCUGACUAGUUAG
Messenger RNA from Penicillium angulare, 1434 nucleotides. Its product is annotated as glycosyltransferase family 31 protein. Bases 1 to 1434 code for a protein of 477 amino acids. Gene Ontology annotation, molecular function: acetylglucosaminyltransferase activity. The transcript has 2 exons. The record is from RefSeq and is a predicted model, not a curated record. NCBI's taxonomy places the organism in Eukaryota, Fungi, Ascomycota, Eurotiomycetes, Eurotiales, Aspergillaceae.